This is a messenger RNA of Paramecium pentaurelia, 621 nucleotides long. Lineage: Eukaryota; Ciliophora; Oligohymenophorea; Peniculida; Parameciidae. The record is from the annotation of a GenBank genome assembly.
AUGAAAAAAAGAUUACCUUUUAUUAUUAUUUUAUUCUUCCUCAUUUAAUAUACUGAAUAGAAUUGCAUAAGAUCAUUCAAAUAAUAAAAAUCAAUAUUGAAGGGUAAUCACAAAAAUGUGCUAUAAUUAUAACAAGGAUCAAUGAUAUCAUCAAAAAAAAUAAAUAUGUUAUUGUUUGGGAAUAAUGGUUCUUUAUUUAAAGAUAAUCCUUAUACAAUAAUGUCAAAUGGAGUAGAUUUCAUUUAUUGUCAUAUUGGUUCAAAUAUUUCUAUUGCACUUAUGUAAAAAUAUUUAUUGAACACUUUAAAAAUUUGGCUUUAGGAAUAUGACUAUAUUUUCUAACAGUAAUUCAGGUAUUACGAUAUUAUCAUUUAUACCAUAUUAAAUAAUGAAAAAACAAAGAUUUAUGAAAGCAAAUAAGCAAAUUGCAUAAUAACAAUAGAAUUUCCAGAUUAGUUUGUUGAAGAAUUUUAAGUCUAGUUUUAAAUGUUAUCAAAAAUAAAAUAUUAUUUUUGGGUGUAUUAACGUAGGACGAAAUAUAGAUAAAUAUAAAUGUGCAAUAAUAAAAUCAAUUUGGGUUUACAUAUCAUAAAAGCUGUAACCUAUAAUAAAUAUUCAUGA